CGUGAACAGCUAAUGGCAGCUCAUUAAAAUUUAAAACAAAGUAUUUCAAGCAGUUGUGAGAGACAGUUGACAAAAUGUCAGCGAGCAACAACCAAGCUGACUCCAGAAAUAAAACCUACCCCGAGGAUUCUAAAUGGGGUAUCCGUAAAAAGGUUUGGGAUCAUAUAAACAAUGAAAAACUGGCCAACUUUCCACUACCAGUUUACCAUCGUAUCCCAAACGUCAAGACCUCAGCUGAAGCCAGUGACAAAGCAGCAGAGCUUGAUGUCUUUAAAAAAGCCCAGGUGGUCAAAAUAAACACUGAUAAACCUCAAGAACAAGCUCGUCUACACGCCCUACAGACUGGAAAGACUGUUCUAGUACCUACACCUGGUAAAAAGACUGGAUUGUUAAGUAAAAUAGUUCCACCAGCUGAUUCCAAACCAGAAGAAUUGAAAGCCUGCUCACAGGCACUUGGUAUGGGAGAACAUAGUCAGACUCUAGAACUAGAUGAGGUUAUCAAGAUUGAUCUGAUUAUUAUUGGGUCUUGCUGCGUAUCCAAGGAAGGUAACCGUCUUGGAAAGGGAGAGGGUUAUGGUGAUUUAGAGUACGCCAUGAUGAUGAAUGCAGGCUACAUCACCAAAGAUACACCAGUCGUCACCAUUGUAGAUGAUGUCCAAAUCCAGGAAAUACCAGAAAAAAUACUGGAAAAACAUGACGUAUCGGUAGACUACAUUGUCACACCAACCCAGAUCAUAGAGACAAAGUGUCCUAGACCUAAGCCAGCUGGUAUUGAUUGGUCCCUUCUAACUGAGAGAUACCUGGAACGCAUCCCAGUGUUAAAAAUUCUCCAAGAGAAAGACCAGAAGGCCGGUCGUGACACUAAACUAGGAGAGUUUGAACCCGAACCAAGACCUAAAUUUACGCCACCACGUCGCAGUAGACGUCCCUAUGGUAACAGACGUAUGCGAGGCCGCCGCAACACAGACCGUAGUAGCAAUCACUCUAGAGAGGGACGUGACGGAGAGAGACGUGAUUCCGACAGACGGGAGAGAGGUGACUCUGACAGCAAGGAUAAGUCCGAGAAGGAGAACAACCCUCGUCAACAACGUCCUCGUCCCAGGCGGAGACAGAACCAAAGUAACAUGUCCGUGUAUGUUGGUGGUCUGCCACGAUCACUGAGGGUCAGCGAAUUCAAGAAGGAUAUCCACGAUCGCGAUGUUCAACCCCUUCGUGUUGUCUGGCAUGGCUCCAACGGACAUGCUUUCCUCCAGUUCCAAAAACAGGAUGAAGCCGAGAGUGCUCUGGAAGCUCUUCAGAACCUCAGUAUCAAAGGUCGUGACCUCAAAGUCGAGAAGGCUAAAGGUGGACGCAGAAACUCAGAGAAAGUUUCUGAGAGUCAGGAUCAAGAUCGCGAACCAGAAGAUAAAUAAAUACACGUUUUGACUGCUGGUCUCCAUAUUAGGAUUUCAAUAUUAAAAAAAAAAUCUUUUGAAUUAAAUUGUUCCUUUACAUUUGAAAAAUUAAAGACCCAAUCAAUGUCAAAGAAUUAGAAGAUAUUAAAAACUUUGCUGUAAUUUGUCAGAUCUAAAACAAUAAUAUUUAUGCUAAAAGAAAUUAAAAACAUUUUUUUUAAUUUGGCCAUAUAUCGGUGAUUUUAAAUUUGGCGGCAUAUCAAUAUGAUCAAAGAAUUGUUAUAAGAAGUUUACAAGACAUUUCCAUGGCGACCAGCAGAGCAGACGUACAACAGGCUUUUUACUGGGUUUACGGUAGAGUAGGUUAAUUAAACAUCUCGUAUAUCUAUAUAUAACUUAAGACUUGACGAUCUAAUAUUAAUAAAGACUGGACAAUCUAAUAACAUUUACUACAAUAUUCAAGUUAGUUCCAGAAAAAUAAAGGCAACAAAUUUUAAAAGAAAACAACAAAAAAUCAUCAAAAGUUAUAAGAAUUAUCACUCCAACAACUUUUUUCUGUAGUUAACCAUUACUGAAAGAGACUUAAUUCACAGAAUUUGUUUUCAAAAGGGACUGAACUCUCAGUAUUUGUCAUCAGAUUAACCAGUCUUUAAUUCUUCUAUUUUAUUACUAAUAACAAAAACAAAACGUACUGUUCAUUUAAUCUGUAUUCACGUUGUGCCUUCAGUGUUCAAAUUAAAUAUUAUUAAAGAAUACAUUUUUAUUGACACACUCUACUUCAGAGCAAUGUUUCAGCUUUAUGGAGAGAAAUAGAUGACAAAAUUCAAACAUCGUAUAAAUUUUAGAGACUUGGUUGACCGUUCAUUUGUGCUAUGACUGAUCUGGCAAAUGUUUCUGGUCAUACAGCUGACAUGAUAUCAGGUGUUUCCGUUACAAAACUGGAAGAAAUGAAUAUUUGAUUGGAUGCUGCUCUCCAUACAGCCACUAGUACAUCUGGUGUGUCCAUAGAAAUGUCUACAAUAUACGAAAUAUUUAAAUUGUUAACAGAUUAUAAAAUAUCUUUUCAUUCAAAAGUUUAUUUUAAAUUGUUGUUUAAUUGUUCUAAUAGUUGAUAUACAAAAUGGCAGGAAAAUACAAUAACACUAUUUAAAAAAAAAAAUGGCCUUGAGAUUGAAAUCCUAUACUAGUCAGUAGAAUACAUAUAUUGACUGGGAUAGGAUUUGGUUCACAUGCAGACGUUAAAAUUUGUGGUGUUAUUUAUUAUAUCUAGUCCACUAGAUUUUUAUGUACUAUUCUAACUUCAAUAAUCUUAACUGCUUCUCUUAUUGGCUGCAUCUACAAUUCGAUUUUCUAUCUAAAAUAUUUUUGACUUGUUCUUAUUUUAGAUAGUAAUCAUUGUAAUGGAAAUUUGGCAAAAAUCAGCGUUUUAGCUCUCAAAUAUUUUGUUACUUAAGAUUUUUUUUUUUAUAGACAAAUUAUCAAAUCAUCGAAUAAUAUUUUCUGGUGGGAAAAUUUUUCAAUAUUUUUACAAUUUGUUCUUGUAACCUUUUUAACUUGCAUUUAUUUUGUCAAGAAAUUAAAAAGGUUUUUUUUUCUUCAAAUAUUUGUUCCAUACCAAAAUAGUUCUUGCUCGACUUUCAUUUAGUUUUAAUUAAUUAUGAUGGAAUAUCAGGAAUUGGUUGGGGUUUUUUAUUUAUUAAUUUAUUUUAAUUUUUUAUAAAAAAAACAAUAAUAAAUAAUUAUAAGGCUUUUUUUUCCCGUGUAAACUUUUGUUUUAGGAUUAAAACUGUAUUAAAGUGUUCAUUUCAGCAAUUGUACUUAUAUCGUUUGUGUUCUCUCCAAAAAUAUAAUAGUGAUAAUAUUUCUCUAUAACUUUUGAUUUGUCUUACCCUUAUAUUUGAAUGUAGUUUAAUAACAAAUUUGUGUGAACAAAUUGUUAUAAAGAAAUUAUUUUAAUAAUUCAUUUUUUUAUUAAAAAUUUAGUAAAUACUCAAAAUAAGAUUAGAAUUAAAUGAAAAUUUUAAUGAUGCUAUGUAAAAUUAUGAGAUCAGUAAUUUCAGAAAAUGUGAUUUUUUUUUUUAAUUUUUUUUUUUUUAAGAAAUGAAAUUAAGUAAAUUUGUCUUUUUGUUUUGUUAUUUUGCAUAAUUUAAUUGUGUACCAAGCGACAUAUCUUGUUUUGUUAUCUUAUUUGGGUUUUAUUCAAAGAGUAUAAAAAUACAGUUGCAAUUUUUUUUCAAUAAUAUUUUAAAAACCAAAGAGAAAUUUCUAUGGCAUUUGAAACUUAGUUGCUGUGACAUCUACAGUUAAUUCAAGAAAUCACAGGUCUACAGAGGCCUGAUUCAAAUAACCUUAAACACUACACACCAUUGAUUAAAACCCAAAAAGAUAAUAAAUUAAAUUAUUUAUGUUUUAUUUCUUCUUCUCUUUUAUUAUUUUUGUCAAGUUGGGUUAGUGCUAGUUAUUUUUUCACUUUCUCUUUUAAAGACUCUUUUGUUGUAAACCAAAUCGCAUUUCGCCAAUUACCUGUUUUGGGUGGCUGAAUGAUUUCUAGAAAAAAACAACUGUUUGUGUUGAUAAACCUGAACCUUGAAGCAUUUCAAGUUGUUGGAAUUUUUUUUAUCACAAAUUGAGCGUAAAGCGAUUUUUUAUUUUACAACAGAUGAAUCUUUGUAAAUGAUAUGAUUCCUUUGUUUAAUGUAUUAUUUGUAAUGUUUUAGGUUAUAAUGUUUAAUCUAGUUGAAAUUAUAAACUAGCUAUACAACAAUAUUAAUUAGUGAAAACAAAAUGAAAUAGUUUUAAAAUUAUAAAAAAAGCCUGUGUAAAAAGCUGUUUCAUUAAAUACAUACUCAAUAUGCAGUAUGAUAUACCAAAAAAAUGA
Messenger RNA from Patella vulgata (common limpet), 4272 nucleotides. RefSeq names its product methenyltetrahydrofolate synthase domain-containing protein. Lineage: Eukaryota; Metazoa; Mollusca; Gastropoda; Patellidae. The coding region runs from base 75 to 1412 and encodes 445 amino acids. Gene Ontology annotation, cellular component: cytoplasm. The transcript has 8 exons. The record is from RefSeq and is a predicted model, not a curated record. Gene Ontology annotation, molecular function: RNA binding.